AUGAAUACUCAAGAGCAAUGGGCUUUGAAUACAUUUGUGACACAGGAUAUAUUAGGCACAGGGUCUUAUUCACAGGUCGAUUUAGCUAAAUCAAAAAUAACAGGAAAAUUAUAUGCAAUCAAAUGUGUGCAUAAAUUACACCUAAUCAGGAACAAAAAGGUUAAAUAUGCCUCUAUUGAGAGAGAUUCUAUGCAAAAAUUAUUAAAGGCAUUCCUUAAAAGUAAUAGUACUAGUAGUAAUAUUUCUUAUUUUGGUUGCGUAAUAUUGUUUGCCACAUUACAAGAUAAGGACUCAUUAUACUAUAUCAUGGAAUACCUUCCAAAUGGCGAUCUAUUAAGGUAUAUUCAAGAAGACUCAACUAAUGCUCAAAAUGAAUCCAGUAUUGCUUAUAUUGGAGCACAAUUAAUUGACGUCAUUAGAUUUAUCCAAAGUCAUGGGAUCAUCCAUAGAGACAUUAAACCCGAAAAUAUACUUUUUACGGAUAAAUGGACAGUUAAGUUAUCUGACUUCGGAUCUGCUAAAAUCUUGACUCCCCUAGAUGAUAAACAUGAUGAACAUGACGAUGAUAGGAAUGAAACUUAUAAUCUUCUGACCCGUUCAAACUCAUUUGUAGGCACAGCAGAAUAUGUGACACCAGAAUUAUUGGCUUCAGGAUACACUGAUUAUAGAUGUGAUUAUUGGGCAGCAGCAUGCAUCUUUUAUCAAAUGAAAUUUGGAAUCCCACCGUUUAAGGAUAAAACUGAGUAUUUAACUUUUAAAAAAAUCACAGACUGUGAUAUAAAUGAAAUUCUCUCGAAUAGUCCAAAUAAUAUAUCAUCGCAAUUGACUGAUCUGGUUAAAGGGGUUCUUAAUAAAGAUAUAGGUCAAAGAUUGAGUUUACAUGAUAUUAUAACACACCAAUUCUUUAAAAACCAUAACAUAGAUUUCACAAAACCAGAGACUGUAUGGUCACCAAGACCUGAUUUAUUUAGAUGA
Arxiozyma heterogenica is the source of this 975-nucleotide messenger RNA. It is a transcript of the gene PKH1, whose product is annotated as serine/threonine protein kinase PKH1. The record is from RefSeq and is a predicted model, not a curated record. Gene Ontology annotation, molecular function: protein serine/threonine kinase activity; ATP binding. The transcript has a single exon. Gene Ontology annotation, biological process: peptidyl-serine phosphorylation; intracellular signal transduction. Lineage: Eukaryota; Fungi; Ascomycota; Saccharomycetes; Saccharomycetales; Saccharomycetaceae. Bases 1 to 975 code for a protein of 324 amino acids.